AUGACAAGGCUGGGUGGUUCUGAGUUGGUGGGGGGAAGGGAUGGGGGUAGAAAUAAGGGCAGGCGAUCCACCGACGGAAAAAAAAUCAUGAUGCUGCACGUUUUUAAUGUGGAUGCUGGAAACAUGCUGUUCUUCGACGUCCUCAUGUGUGCAGAACUAGUGUCCGUACUACAGGAACACAUUUUUAACGUGACCAAGAUCCCCAUAAACAAGCAAGUAUUGCUAGUGAGUGGGGGGAUAGCACUCUUGCCAACCCAAAGAGUGUGCGCAUACCCUGUCGGCACUGAUACCAACCCGAUCUUCCUGUACAACAAACAAUACUACCUCCAUCCAGGCAGUACAGUUCCUCUCGACCUGAUGGUUCUUGAAGACGGACCAGAAUUGUCAGAUUUGCAGGAUGAGGUGGAUGAAGGAUUGGCACUUGGAGACAGCAUGAAUGCUCUUGUCCUUCGGGCACAUCUGGCUUUCCGCCUCUGCGGGAUGUCUCAAGUAGCCUUGCAAGCAUGCCAGCGCCUGGUGCACGAACAACACCUUCAACAUCAGGGUUUCAUGAUUGCAAUCGCCAACAUGAGUCUUACAGUGCCAGGUGCCAAAUCUAAAACAGAGGAGUUCCUGACCGUGCUCCAGGAGUUUCUGGAAAAAAAAGCCACACUAUUUACAACUGAUAGAAACGUCGCAGCUUCCUCCUCUUAUGCAGCAAAUGGCCCAAUGCUGAGGAUUCAGCGGCUAGGGAACAACAUUCCAUCCACCCUCGACAUCUUUAACGCAUCCAAAUCUGCAAUAAAAAGCCGGCUUGCAUCACUGUAG
This is a messenger RNA of Homalodisca vitripennis (glassy-winged sharpshooter), 807 nucleotides long. RefSeq names its product RB1-inducible coiled-coil protein 1-like. The transcript is spliced from 6 exons. NCBI's taxonomy places the organism in Eukaryota, Metazoa, Arthropoda, Insecta, Hemiptera, Cicadellidae. Gene Ontology annotation, cellular component: phagophore assembly site membrane; extrinsic component of membrane; Atg1/ULK1 kinase complex. The coding region runs from base 1 to 807 and encodes 268 amino acids. Gene Ontology annotation, molecular function: protein kinase binding; molecular adaptor activity. Gene Ontology annotation, biological process: glycophagy; autophagy of mitochondrion; autophagosome assembly. The record is from RefSeq and is a predicted model, not a curated record.